This is a messenger RNA of Sardina pilchardus (European sardine), 1516 nucleotides long. RefSeq names its product class I histocompatibility antigen, F10 alpha chain-like. Gene Ontology annotation, biological process: immune response. The coding region runs from base 71 to 1036 and encodes 321 amino acids. The transcript is spliced from 7 exons. Lineage: Eukaryota; Metazoa; Chordata; Actinopteri; Clupeiformes; Clupeidae. Gene Ontology annotation, cellular component: external side of plasma membrane. The record is from RefSeq and is a predicted model, not a curated record.
AAAGGAAGACCAGCCAUCUUCAACUUUGUGAAUUAGAUUAAUAAUCUCCUGUCCUGUCACAGUAGAAAACAUGAUAUCCCACAGGGCUGGUGUAAUUCCUUUCUGUUUCUGGUAUUUUCACCUUGCGCUGGUUCAGUGUCCUAUCCAUUCCCUGCGAUACUUCUACAUAGCUACACCAGGAAUCCCAGCUUUCCCUGAGUUUGUAGCCGUUGGGAUGGUGGAUGGUGUGACUGUCUGUUACUAUGACAGCAGCACACAGAGGAUGGUUCCCAUGCAGAGGUGGAUGGCGGAUAAUCUGGAUCAGCGGUACUGGGAGGAGGAGACCAGUCUGGCCAGGAUGGCUGAGCAGGCCCUCAAAGCAGACAUUGAGAUUUUAAAACUGCGCUUUAAUCAGAGUGACGGAGUGCAUGUUUUUCAGAGAAUGUACGGCUGCCAUUAUGAUGACGGCAAAGCCACCAGCGGCAGUGAGCAGUAUGGCUAUGAAGGAGCAGAUUUCAUCUCCCUGGAUCUGGACAACAUGAGAUGGGUGGCAGCAGUGCUCCAGGCCGUCCCCACUAAACUCAAAUGGGACCGUUUCGACUCCCAGAUUCAGGGCCGAAAGGACUACUUCACCCACGAGUGCACUGACUGGCUGAAGAAAUAUGUUCAGUAUGGCAGCAGCACUCUGGGAAGGAAAGUUCCUCCAGAGGUCUCUGUGUUCUUGAGCAACUCCUCCUUCUCUCCAGCGGUGUGCCACGCUACAGGUUUCUACCCUGACAGGGUGAUGAUCACCUGGAAGAGAGAUGGAGCGGAGAUGCAGGAGGACGUGGACGUGGGGGAGACGCUGCCUAAUGGAGACGGAACCUUCCAGAAGAGAGUCGUGCUCACAGUGUCACCUGAGGAGAGGAAGAAGUUCAAGUUUACCUGUGAGGUGGCACACCAGAGUGGAGAGCCAAUCAUCAGGACCCUCACUGAGGUCAAUGGAAGCACUCAUCUUGGCAUCAUUACUGGGUGGAUGAUGACAGCUCUUGUUACUGUUUGGAUCAUGUCAGAAUGAAGACGUAAGGUUCACAUUAUGGAAGCCGUUAAGAGCUUCGUUCCCUGCCUGAGCAACUGAGCUGAGACCCCAGCCAGGUCCCAGGACAUGGGGAACACAGUGAGCUGUUGCUGCCGUGCAAAUCCUGGGGACCGCCAGGAGGAGGAGCAGCGGUCACGACAUGAGGGCAGUCAGAGCCAGCAGACCUCUGUCGAAGUAUUGGAGGGUGGCUCAGUGACACCACGCACUACUAGUGCAGAUAGCUUUGACUCACGAUUGCUCACCAAUGAUGAGGGCACUAGCCAGUCAAAACUAGACCUGCCAGAGAUCUUGCAACAGGUGAAGCCUAGUGCAUCCAUACUUGCCACCAACGUCCAUGUGGAGGCAGCUUCUGCUGUGGACAAGAGUAUACUCCAAUAUCAAGAGGAGGUAGCUGCUGCAGGGCUGGUGUCGGAAGUUUUGACCGAGAGCAAACUCCGAUAUCAACAGGAGGUAGCUGCU